This is a messenger RNA of Xyrichtys novacula (pearly razorfish), 5447 nucleotides long. The record is from the annotation of a GenBank genome assembly. NCBI's taxonomy places the organism in Eukaryota, Metazoa, Chordata, Actinopteri, Labriformes, Labridae.
AAGUGACGAGUCCAUAGCAACGAAUGGUACACGAAAGUUAAAAGUCACAAGUAUAGUCUUUUACAAAGAAAUACAUCAGAUAACCAAUUUUUAGGUUCGUUAUGGAGAAAAAACAGCAACAAACUCAUCCAAAGCGUGUUUUUAUCAACGACGUCGACAGGUAUUCCUCCAAACACAUCGCUAAGGUAACGCUAGCUUAAUGAGUGGCCUCUGACAGUGAAACAGGGGGUUCCUGUUUCAAAGUUAACAGGGUUUUUUGGUGGUUCUUCCAGUUUUUAUCGACGUGUGUAGCAGGACAGAGCGCUGAAGAAGCAGAGGCAGGAGAAACAGACUCCCCUCGAAAUGAACCUGCUUUUAAUAUAGUAGGAACCGUGUCUGCCUCAACCAGAGAAGAAAAACAAAGCUUUCUGCUUAAACAACACGCUGUGAGUACAGUAGAUAAGUGGUAUAAUUUGAAUAUGUGUCCAAUGCUGCAAUUCAGAGGGAUAUAUUGUACAUUUUACUCCAUUACAGCUUAAGGUAGGCUACUUUACAUAAAAAGCAGUAACACACAAAAUACUGUGCAUACCAUAGUUCCAAGUAUGAGGAUUUGCCAUUUGUUCCAAGUAGUUUAAGUUUUAACUGUUGAUUCGGCAAACUAAAGAAGAAAAAUCAGUUUAACAUAAAUAUUUUGUAUCUAAAUAAUGCACUCUGGUUGUGAUUCGUUGUGUGAUCUCCUCUGGUAGUCACCGACUCAGGCUGAACUUCUCCAGUGCCUGCUGGAGUGUGAUGUCCUGGUGUACAACAUUUCAGAAACGAAUUCACAGCAGCAGAUUGAAGAAGCAACAUGGGCUCUCACAGGUAUGGAAGUAAGAAGGCGUUUUAAGCUUUAACUUAAUCCUUGUUCUUUUUCUCUGUGAACUCAAACUUUCUAACUAUUCCUCAAACAGCCCUUCAAGCUGAGAUGGAGAACUUCAGCACUCAGAAAAUAUUCAUUUUAGUCUCCACUGUGAUGACGUGGGCCCUGACCAAGUCACAGAAUCCGGUAUACCCCUCAUAAAUUGUAAUCACGGCAGUACCAAAUGCAAGCAGUAUGAAUUGAACUUCUCUUUUUAGGAUGAAACUGAUGUCCUGCACACAGAGGAGGAGUACAUAAGAAGGAGGCCACAUCCCAGUUUCAGAAACCACCAUAAUUUAGAAAAGCUUGUGCUCAAACUGGCGGGAGGUGUAAGUACAUGAUGUGGAUAAAAAGUUCAAUUCAUGGAGAAGAAAAGUGCGUAUUAGCAUGUCCCCAUUUUUCAACCUUACAGAGAAAGUCCAAACUAAGAGGCUAUGUUGUGGGUUCUGGUCUUCAGUAUGGGAAUGGAGAGAACCUUUUUCACUUCUUUUUCAAGGUGAAUAUUAAAUUGAUUGGAUGCUUGAUUUUACUGUGAUUUACUGUUAUGCCUAAUUGUUUUGCAUAUUUAUCUGUAUUUUGUCUUAAUUAACAGGUGUCUUGGUUGAUGCAAUUCCCAAAAGUUCCUCUAUUUGGACAGGGAACUAAUUACAUCCCCAUGAUUCAUGUACAUGACCUUGCAGGGUGAUUUUAUUUGACCAUUUUUCAUCUUUAUAGCUGUGACUUAACUUAGUUUCUGUUAUUUUUACAAUAAGGUUGAACUUUGGUUCCUUUUUCAGAGUGAUUCAAAACAUCAUUGAAGUCAAACCGAAGCUGAAGUCAAAGUAUAUUCUUGCUGUAGAUGACUCGAAGAACACCAUAGAGGAAAUUGUGAAGGUAAAUGCUUUAUGAACAAGAGAACAGUGUUAAUUUUUUGAGGGUCAAUAUAAAUUAGUUGUAAAACACAAUUGUAUGAUGUUCAAAUGACCAAAAAAAAGCAUAUAUUGAGACUGUUAUUUCACUCCUUCCUUUGUAGAAGAUAAGUGACACACUUGGUCCAGGGAAAUUUAACAUUCUACCUGAAGAGGAGGCCAUCACCAUGAAAGCUUUUACGGUAACCUGUAUCAUUCUUCUCUUUUACCUGAAUGUAGUGUCUUUAUUGCUCAAGAGAAAGCUUCAUUUGGAGACUUUUAUUUGUAUUUAAUUUAUCCAAGAAAGUCUACCAAAGGAUUAAAACUUAAAGAUUAGUGUUAUUCUGAAUUAAAGUAACAGCUGGUCCAGACCUCUUGAUACCCCUGCAAGGUGCCUGUGUCUACCUUGUUUAUCACAAAUCAGAUGACAUUUAGUCUUGCUGUCAAGAUACAACUUAAUUCAAAGUGCUGAAAAUCAUUAAAAUGAGCUAUUCACAAAAAUGCAAGACAAGUUUAAACAAAAUAAAAAUGUAAGUUUUAAAAUAUGGCAGUUUUAAUAAUAGCUACAGUGAAUAUAUGUAAUGUAAGUCUUUGACUUCUAAGUAGUUCGUACAUAAAAGUGGCUGAACUGUUCAGACUGUCUUCAGAUGGAUUACAGGAUGUUGCAUGUCAAUGAAAUGAAAAUUUUUGAUAGCCUUCAGUUUUUUUUCCGGUAUAUAUUUAAUGUAAACCUCUUUGUGUUAAUAACUUUUUGAAUUUUUCCUAAUUUUAGCCUCAAGAAUUAUAUUUCCUGAGUAUCAACCUUCGCCUGGAUGCUUUCAUCAUCAGAGACUCCUUUACUCUAUGCUGGACGUCCAAGGGUGGGAUGAUUGAAAACAUGACAAGCAUUGUGAAGGAGUACAAAGACAGCAGGCAGCUACAUGUAAGUGUUAAGUUAGAUUUUGACACAAAUAUUGUUAUAGUAUGGUGUAUGAGCUCAUUUGAAACCAGAUCAAAACUGCCUUUUCCUCUUUAUUUCUUUAGCCAGUCAGAAUCUGCCUCGUUGGACCACCAGCUGUAGGAAAGACCACUGUUGCAGAGAAGCUCUGCAGCUAUUACCAAAUCAGCCACAUCAAGAUUGAAGAGGUCAUCAAGGGGAAGAUCACACAGCUGGUGAGUUUCUUUUUUCCCCUCUAUGUAACUAAAGGGAACAUACUGCCCUCUAAUGGAAGUUAUUGUCUGAGAGCUGUUCUAUGUUUGAGAUUCUCUUACUGCAGCUGUGAUACAUGAAAUCCACACAAUUGUUGCUAAUUUUCUUUUUUAUUGAUUCAGGAAGAGGUGGUGAAUAAAGCUGACACUGAACAUGACAGUGUGGAGGCGGCAGCCGCUGCACGGAAACAACUGGAAACGUUGAACAAAAGCAUGGAAACAAACGCAGGUUAGAAUAUAUUCCCUUUAUCCCUUUAUUGAUCCCCCAUGGGGGAAAUUUUUUUUUGCCACAGCAGGAACAGGUUCAUUAUAGAGUUACAGUCUUCCACCUUGAGAGCUACAAUGCAGACAUAAUUAGGGGCACUCAAGUAGUUUUGAAGUUCCCGGUGGUUCUCGUUAAAUAUGAAAAGUGAGAAACCUGUCCAGAAAAAAGAUCCUGAGUUUUGUCAAAGGUACAAGUGGAGCCUGCAAUAAAUUCAGCAUGUUUUAAAUUUAGCUUUCAUAACAACCAAGGUUUAAGCAUUGAAUGUUUGUGUCACUCCAUUAGGUCGCCUGGCUGAUCACCUGGUCUUUGACAUUUUGCAAGAAAAGCUAUAUUCAAAACCAUGCAGGAAUCAAGGGUUCGUUCUUGAUGGCUUCCCAAAGACUUAUGAGGAGGCCAGGCUGUUUUUCACUGGUGAGUUUUACUCAAUGAUUCAAUGAUAGUGUAAUGUUUUUAAGUUUUGUUCACUCUAAUGUAAAUGUGGAACUUUUAUUACACAGAGAACCAGGAUUCAAUGAACCAAACACCUGUGUACAACAAGACGAUCACUCCAGGUUACCUUUACUUUAACUUAAAAGCAACAGCGAUGUCAGUUUAGCUGCAUGAAAACACUAAUGACACUAAGAAACACAUGUACCUCCCUCUGUGCAGCAUCUUCCUCACUGCUCUUGUUUAAUGUUUUGCAGAGCAUGUGUUUGCACUGAACGCCUCAGAUGAUUUCCUCACAAGUAGAGUGCAGGGGCUUCCACAGAAUGUGGCAGAGGAAAUGCACUACACCCAGGAGGAGUUUACUGCUCGGCUGGAGAAAUACAGAGAGCUCAGUACUGCUGAGGAUACCCUGCUGGACUACUUUGAUGAGAUUGAUAUUCUUCCUGAGCACAUUGGUAAUUUUCACAGAGCCACUUUGGCUGUAUCAGGGUCAAAGCUGUUGAGAAAACAGAUCAUUGAAGAAUGCAGAAAUGGAACAGUGUUUGAGACUUUUUUUCCAUGCCCACUUUGAUUUUUAUACUUUGAUCCAUAUCCCUGCUGUUGACACAGAGAAAGCUGGCUUUAUGUUCUAUACUACAGCCAGCCAGUAGGGGGAGCUCUAAACAUUAUGUCUUUACUUUGGACUGGUAUCCAAAUGUCUGUUAAUUGUGGUAAAAAAAAAAAAUCACCAGAUGUCACAGCAAGACCAGCUGUUUCCCUUUGUUUUCAGUGAGGGUGCUCACCUAAACUACAUAUACUUCAGUCAGCAGUUUCCACCAGCAUGUGGCAAGUUAGGACAGAAAGUAGUCAUCUCUGCUAGGCUGUAAAUAAUCUCAUACUGAGCUGAGAGUUACUCAUUCACCUGUAUGGUUCUUCCUGCUAAGUAUGAUUCAUUCUUCUCCAGAGGUCACUUCAGGUGAUCCAGAGUACACAGGUCUUUUGAAGAGAAUCACUGAGGCAGUAGGGGCUCCCAAGAACUACGGCAUGAGUCCAGAGGAGCUCGAGAGGGAGGAAAGGAAGAAAGAGGGAGAGAGGAGGCAGAAAGCUGCUGCAGAGGCUGCUGAGAAAAAACGCAGGAAUGAAGCUGCUCUAGCUGAGAUGGCAAUUCAGUAUGAGGAGUGGGUAAGAGAAGUACCAGGCCUGUUUGAGUCAAAAGGAUGUGUACUGAAUACUGAAAUAUGUAAUAAUUUGUAUAUUAUAACAGCACAAGAAUCUGCGUGAGGUGGAGAAACAGGAGCAGGAGCUGCUGGAGGCUCACUGUCUUCCUCUGAGGAACUAUCUGAUGAAGUAUGUGAUGCCCUCGCUCACUGAAGCCAUGCUUGAGUGCAGCAAAGUCAAACCAGAGGAUCCUGUUGACUUUUUGGUAUUUCCACAGUAGAGCUUCUACAGUCAAUUUAGAUACCUUUAUUAUAAAUGAGCGAUACAUAUAUUUAUGUCUUCUGUCUUGUUUCUGCAGGCUGAACAUCUGCUGCGCAACAAUCAAUGAGAACCCAAGGAAGUUGCAACAUGCAUUUUUGCAUGUUUGAAGCAGGAUAUUUUACAUCAGUCAAAGAUAAACCAAAAAUGAGGGGAUGUUUUUCAUUAUUUUAUCUAAAUAACCUAAGUUUAAAACCCAGUUCAGUCCAGUCCAGUGUUAGUUAUUGUUUUUUAGCAUGAUUCAGCUGUUUUAUUAGUCUAAAGGUUAAAAAAUGUCCUGCUCAUCUGCACUUCUUUCCAAAAUGUCAGAAUAAGAAUAAUAAAAAUAAGAAUAACUUUAUUGAUCCCC